CAAAAACAGGCAGCAAACAAAACACAGGUGGAACACACUUGGACCAACAACUGCACAAUGGAGGCAUACAGCUGAGUCCACCGAUACCUGUAGUAAAGGUCCAGAGAGAAGGAGACAGACAGGGAAGCACAACCACAAGAAAUAAAAGACAACAAGUUAAUUAUAUGCAGUAAAUUGGUGGCAUGUUAAUAGAUAGAAGGAGGAAAGGUGAGGAAAGCAAAGGAUUUUGUGUAUUCAGGAGGUACCAGUAUCUAAACCUGAAGGAGCUCUGACUGUCAAAUUUAAGAAAAGGAAGGGUUUAAGCCUAAAAAUAGACAGAGCAUCUGAACCAGAACCUUAAGCGGUGUGAGGGUGUUAGUAUGUUCACAGUUCUUUGGAUCUGCUGCACUGAACUGAAACUGAACUCAAAGGGUCACUCACAUGUGCAUCUGCCUGUUUGAAGUCUCACUGAUUCCUCUGAAAAUAUUUACACAAUGUCGCUUGAGAAUGGCUCCCACUGUUUUUGUGUGUGUUCAUUUAUUAGGUUACAUGACUGUGUUGUACAGACUCGUGAUGGCCCAUGCUUGUUUUGUUUUUGACUUCUCCUCCACUUUUCUCUCUGUCAGCGAUUUUGCUGUCGGGUCUUUCUGCUCUAAUCCCCAGAUUAACCUGAACAAAAAGAGCAGCAGCAUCACAACAACAGAAGCUCACACUGCUCCAGACGACAACAGAAUCUGUCGUCUAUAUGACAACAGAAUGCUGCCAGCUGACACCAGAAGCAACAAGGAUCACCAGAGAGACACUUCAGCACCAACAGCAGUUAGCAUUAAAGCAGAUUUUUGAUCAGGAUGGCUGGACGGACUCUUCUGCUCAUGUAUGUGGCACUUUUCAUCUGUUCAGAUGCUGAAGGAAACCCCAGACUCUACAGGAGGCCUUCCUGUGUUGGGGCACCCACUCAGGCCUGUCCUCUCAAUUAUUCUCCAGUCUGUGGCAGCAAUGGCUUCACCUACCCCAAUGAGUGUGCACUGUGCAUCCACAGAUUGGAGACAAAUGCUGACAUUCUGAUCAUAAAGGAUGGACCCUGCUGAGCAUGACGUCAACAUGUUCCCUAACUCAUCCUCACCUCUAUCUCUGAUUUGUGUUUUGAAUGUAGUUGUAAGCUGUAGCAGUGUGUUUUAUAUAUUCAUAUCUCUGGAGAAUUCUUCACUGAAUCUUUCACCAAUAAACCAUUUCCUCUGA
Molecule: messenger RNA, 1218 nt
Organism: Betta splendens (Siamese fighting fish)
Lineage: Eukaryota; Metazoa; Chordata; Actinopteri; Anabantiformes; Osphronemidae
Product: probable pancreatic secretory proteinase inhibitor
Exons: 4
Coding region: 828-1067 (79 amino acids)
Molecular function (GO): protein binding; serine-type endopeptidase inhibitor activity
Source: RefSeq, a predicted model, not a curated record